AAGCGUAAGCCUCCCGAGCUCCAUCUCGACUUGGUCGGUGCGCCCAUAAAUUGCAAGCUCCGCUUCUUCAUCUCGUCGCUUCCAUCGAUCCAUCCACCCCUCAUGGCGACGGUGGCGGCGGCAGCAUCCCCCUUCGCCGCGCCGCACGAGAUGAUGGCGCGCCCGGCCGCCGCCGCGCCGGAGGCGACGAUGAUGGAUUUGGGGCAGCUGCUGCGGCUGACGGACUUCGACAAGAUCGCCAACCUCGGCGACGGCGCCUCGGGCGUGGUCGCCAAGGUGCUGCUCCGCGGCUGUGGCUCCAGCGCCGUGUUCGCGCUCAAGACCGCGCACUACUGCGGCGGCGGCGCGGAGGUGGAGGUGGAGGCGCUCCGCCGCGUGGCCGCCGGGGCCGGGCCAUCGGGCUCGUGGUCGCCGCACGUCGUGCGGUGCCACGCAGUGUUCCGGUGCGCCGGAGGCGAGCCCGCGAUGCUGCUCGAGCUCAUGGACGCCGGGUCGCUCGGCCGCGUCCUCGCCGCCCGCCGCGGCGGCGAAGGGCGGCGCGGCCUCCCGGAGCCCGCGCUCGCCGAGGUGGCCGCGCGGUGCCUCGCCGGGCUGGCGCACCUGCACUCCCGCGGCGUCGUGCACCUCGACCUCAAGCCGGACAACCUCCUCGCCAGCGCCCGCGGGGACGUCAAGAUCGGCGACUUCAGCGUGUCACGCAUCUUCCUCGGCGGCGCCGGCGAGCGCCUCCGGGUCCCGGUCGCCGCCGGAUCGACGGCCUACCUGAGCCCGGAGCGGUUCGAGCCGAACGCCCACGCCGGUCCGCGCGGCGCGUGCGCCGCCGACGUCUGGGCCCUGGGCGUGACCGUCCUGGAGCUCUUCCUGGGUCGCUGCCCCAUCCUGCCCGUCGGCGAGAGGCCGUCCUGGGAGAGGCUCAAGAAGGCGAUAUGCGACGGCGAGGCGCCGUCGUUGCCGGCGAGCGCGGCGGCGUCGGCGGAGCUCCGCGGGUUCGUGGCGUCGUGCCUGCACAAGGACCCGAGACGGCGCGCCACGGUGGCGCAGCUGCUCGCGCACCCGUUCGUCGCUCGCCGCGACGGCGAGGCGUGCCGGCGCCAGCUACGGGAGAUCAUCGUGGAGACCAUGUAGGAGUAGAGAAGAGAAAAUCUCAUCAUGUAAAAUUGUAGAUCCUUGUGCAAAUUCUUGAGUAGAGAAGCGAAACAUCUCAUCAUCAUGUAAAAUUGUAGAUCCUUGUGCAAAUUCUCGAGAUCAAUUGCACUUCAAUUGAUUUUUUGUAUUUUAUCCUGUAUACUAGCGUAGUCUUGUACGCUGCUAGGGGAUGUUGAGAUUUGAGAAGGAAAAUCUAAAAGUUUCCGUCCACGUUUUAGGUGGUGUUCUUUUUUUAAUUAAGAUAUAGAUUUUAUCUCGAUUUUCAAUUUUCAUCAUUAAAUUCUAACGGUAGGAAGCAACAAACUAUAACCAGAUCAAUUAUUUUUACCCUCCGUCCUAAAUAUUUGAUGCCGUUGACUUUUUUAAACAUGUUUGACCGUUCGUCUUAUUAAAAAGGGUUAAUUUGAUCCAUGCCACUGCAAUUUUGCCUAUUUAGAAAAAUGCUAUUAUAAUUUGUGUAUUGAUAACCAUGCCACUAGAAUUUUUCAAAAUUGGUGAUAUGCCACUGCCGUCGCGUUUCCAUCCUCCCCCCUGCCUUUUCCGUCUUCUUUCACUGUUGUUCACUUCGGCAAGGUUAGCGCCAGGAGCCGGACGUAUGGCACGCGGCGCUCGCUGGCGGCGGCGGGGAUCUACUCGGCGCCGGCGUUCUUGGCCUACCUGGCGGCGGAGGCGUCGCCCGUCCACCCGCUCGCUGCGCGGAACAAGGCCCGCGCCGCCGCCACGCUGGUGCAGGCAUGGCGCGCCCGCCGUCAGCCUCACCAUGGCCGUGCCUACCAUGGCUCCCCUCCCCGUGCCCCUGCCCAUCGCCCCCAUCCCAGUCUCUCCUCCGCGAGCCUUACGCCUGCCUCGGCAGCCGCCGUCGCCGUCGCCUCUACCUCCGCGGCGGGAGGAGGAGGGGGCGGCGGUGAGGCUGAGUACGAGGUCUCCGAUGACCACCGUGCUGCGCGGGAGCGCCAUGAGCGCGUGGUGCAGGAGCUGCUCCAGCGCCGCCGCACCUUCGCCAUGGCCGUGCCUACCAACGACUUCGCCGUGCGGGCGCGCCUCCGCCGCCUCGGUGAGCCCGUCACGCUCUUCGGCGAGCGCGAGAUGGAGAGCCAGGACCGCCUCCGCGCCCUCAUGGUCUGCCUCGAGGCCGACGGCCACCUCGACCGCCUCGUCCGAGCGCAGGAGAAGGAGCAGGGCGGCGCGAGCGCCGAGGAGGAGGAGCUGGCCGCGACCGACUGCCGCUGGCGCACGGCAAGGCUGCGCCCGGCACGGACCGAGAUCUGUGCCAGGCAGUGGCAACGAACUCCGGUCACCCCAGUCGCUCCCCGUCCACAGCCGGAUCGGAGUCGAGGUCAACCAGGGGCCGCCCCCAUCGCUAAUCCCGCCGCCCCGCCCCCAUUGCUGCUCCUCGUCCACAGCCGACAUCACUGUCGUCGGUGCACAGAGAGGUAGACCGGGGCGUCGCGUAGGAGGACAGCGGCCGCCGGAUCUGGGUCGAGGUCGACCGGGGCAAACGGUCGCACGGCGGCAUGAGGGCGAACUCCGGCCGCCCCGUCGUUGCUCCCACCGCCGCCGCCAAUUGCCGCCGCCGCAGCCGCCCUCGCGCCGCCCCCAUUGUUGCUCCUCCUUCUCCGCCGCCACCGCCGGUUACCGCCCUUGCGCCGACCUCACGCCGCCUCUAGCUGUGUCGGCCAUGGCGCGAUGGCCACGAAGAAGAUGGAGAAGGAAGGAAGAAGACGGAAAUGGAGAGGAUGGAUAGAAAAGGUAAAAUUGCAGUGGUAUGGAUCAAAUUAACACAUUCAAAAAAUAAGACUAGCGCGCAGUGCGACACGGCGGCGGCGGUGGUGGCCAGCAACUCCCGGUACGGGACGACGGUGCGGACGAGCUCCUAGCUACCCACUGCAUCGGCCUGACACCGCAGGCUGGUGUGGACGAACUCCUACCCAGUGCAAUAGCAACCGAACUCAGUAAAUAAAGGUGGAAAAGAUGAUGUACUAAGGAAAUACAAGUGGUGGAAGAUGCUAGAAGCUUCUAGAAGGUACAUGAAGAAAGAAGGUAGGGAGGAAGAAGAUCGACAAGGUGCCUAGUGGGUUUUUUGUCCCGUUUGCACAGGGAUGCCUAGUGGGUUUUUUUUAUCCCGUUUAUCCCACUUCUAUUUUAUUUUUUCUUCUAAAUUUUGUAUUAUCAUGCGAGAAAUAAACUAGCAAGCGGGUUUUUAUGUGGGUA
Oryza sativa Japonica Group (Japanese rice) is the source of this 3357-nucleotide messenger RNA. The record is from RefSeq and is a predicted model, not a curated record. Lineage: Eukaryota; Viridiplantae; Streptophyta; Magnoliopsida; Poales; Poaceae.